Malaclemys terrapin pileata is the source of this 1055-nucleotide messenger RNA. RefSeq names its product N-alpha-acetyltransferase 20, NatB catalytic subunit (gene NAA20). The transcript is spliced from 6 exons. Gene Ontology annotation, cellular component: NatB complex. Bases 54 to 590 code for a protein of 178 amino acids. The record is from RefSeq and is a predicted model, not a curated record. Gene Ontology annotation, biological process: N-terminal peptidyl-methionine acetylation. Lineage: Eukaryota; Metazoa; Chordata; Testudines; Emydidae. Gene Ontology annotation, molecular function: protein-N-terminal amino-acid acetyltransferase activity.
GGUAGCAGUUCCGGGUCGGCGCCUGGCCGGGCGGGGCGGAACGGAACCGAACCAUGACCUCGCUCCGGGCCUUCACCUGCGACGACCUCUUCCGUUUCAACAACAUUAAUUUGGAUCCACUUACAGAGACUUAUGGGAUACCCUUUUACCUACAGUAUCUGGCUCACUGGCCAGAGUAUUUUAUUGUUGCAGAAGCACCAGGUGGAGAGUUAAUGGGUUACAUAAUGGGUAAAGCUGAAGGCUCCGUGGCCAGGGAGGAGUGGCACGGGCAUGUCACUGCUCUCUCCGUUGCGCCCGAGUUCCGCCGGCUGGGUUUGGCUGCUAAGUUGAUGGAGCUACUGGAGGAAAUUUCAGAAAGAAAGGGUGGCUUUUUUGUGGAUCUCUUUGUAAGAGUGUCGAAUCAGGUUGCAGUAAAUAUGUACAAGCAACUGGGCUACAGUGUCUACAGGACGGUAUUAGAGUACUACUCAGCUAGCAAUGGGGAGCCUGACGAAGAUGCUUAUGAUAUGAGGAAAGCGCUUUCCAGAGAUUCAGAGAAGAAAUCAAUUAUACCAUUACCUCAUCCUGUGAGACCUGAAGACAUUGAAUAACUUUAAGCUGUGGUUCUCCGGCAACUUACCAAAAAUAAGGUUUAUGGACAAUUUAAAAUUUGCAGUGCAAAGAGCAUCAAAUGUUUUUUGAAGGUAACAGAAAAGAUCUUGGCUAGAUGAGGAGGAAGGCAGCACAGGCUGAAAAAAGGAGUUCAGGCACAGGGUUUUACUUUUCAUAAAGCCCCAAAAGCAACAAUAGGAAGUUUACAGUCACACUGCUUAUAUUUUGAUUUCCUGUGCUUUAUAAAAAAGCAGACAAGUUUAAACAUUCCACCAUCAUGUUUUAUACCCCAUAUUAAAACUCAGUGAUGGAAAAUAUCACUACUUCCCCCUACUGGGCCUGAGAAUCACAGCUGCGAAUGUUCUUUUUUGUUCUAACAGUCGAAGCUCUAAGGGUAGAUAUGAAAAAGAUGAGGUGCAUAAUAAAAUACAAAUUCAGUGUGAUGCUGGUUUGUGUAAAGUUGA